AUGGCUCACGAACAUUCCUCCACACGAUUGGUGUGGAGUGAUCUAUGGCAAGAAAAGCCUGUCUUGUACACCACACUGAAGUUUACCACAAUCAUCAACAACACCCUUCUCUCCCUCCUCCUUAUCGCGGUUUACUCUGUAGUCUACGACACAUUUUGCUUCUGGGUCACCCGACGAACUCGCCAGAAAUACCAUUACCAGAUUGCCGACAGCACAACUGGAAAUCCAGUAGCCAAACCCCUGAGCAAACUCGUCCGCAACACCCAUGGCUCCCCUAUGACGGUUGCUACCAAAGCUAUACUUCACUCCGCACCCUUCGCCUGUGUCCAGUACAUGACUUCGCAGAGCAUCAUACAUAUAGCGCGAUGGAUAGCGUCUGUUUCUAUGACGAAUAAGAAUAUGAAGCGACGGUGUAGCCGCCUGCUCGACAGGGGGAUUGAAUGCUCUGCUGUACUUCGCUACUACACUCCUCUCAACGUUGCAGCCGCCGCCAUUCUUCUAUGCAUCAUUCGCGGCUUCCAGCUACACGUUCAGUCGCCCAAGCGUCGAGUUCAAGAUAUCAACUACAGCCCUGGCUUUUUGAAAUUUCUCUCCACUUGUCGACACAUUGCCCAAAUGAUCCUCGCCUUACCAAUUGCAGUUGUUCACAUGUACACUCACAUUUCAACAGAGACACCGUGGAAGUACCUGAAGCUACUAAUUUUCCAGGCGUCUGCUUCAUGGGCCAUCUUUGUUGCAGGAAAUUUGAUAUGUUUGCUUGCUGCACUACCCGAUUUCCAAGGUACUAUGGAGGCACUAGAAGAGUCGGGAAUCACAGGUAGUAGAGGAUAA
This is a messenger RNA of Bipolaris oryzae ATCC 44560, 831 nucleotides long. RefSeq lists its product as uncharacterized. The coding region runs from base 1 to 831 and encodes 276 amino acids. The record is from RefSeq and is a predicted model, not a curated record. Lineage: Eukaryota; Fungi; Ascomycota; Dothideomycetes; Pleosporales; Pleosporaceae. The transcript is spliced from 3 exons.